Messenger RNA from Guillardia theta CCMP2712, 1218 nucleotides. RefSeq lists its product as hypothetical. The record is from RefSeq and is a predicted model, not a curated record. The transcript has 16 exons. NCBI's taxonomy places the organism in Eukaryota, Cryptophyceae, Pyrenomonadales, Geminigeraceae. The coding region runs from base 1 to 1218 and encodes 405 amino acids.
AUGGACCUUCCUCUGCGAAAAGAGAAGAAGAGUUGCUUGCCUGCUCUCCCGUACCUCGCGACACCUCAGGCCGUCUGGGAUGAUGUCUGCCAGAUGGCAAAGUCAUUAGCUGAAGCCACUCCCGACAACGACUACCUGCGAUCGUGCGAAAUCCUUUCGGAGGAAGAAUUUCUGCAACGAAGACUGAACCGAAUCGAAAGACUUCUGAGCACAUACAAAUCGGAACUUGAAACAAUCGACUGCGACCUGAAGAGAAAGAAAGAGGCGCUGCACCAGAGCGUUCAGCUAGGUUUAGCGAAAUCUCGACUCGGGGGACGAGCUUAUGCGGGGUGGAGCCUCUCUCAGGAUGACGUCAGCGUGGAACAAUCCGGGGAGAGAGAUGGCAACACCUCCUGCUGUGCGUUAGGCGACGGAGAGAGUGUCUGUGGGAUGGUAUCGUUGACUUGCUUGCUCAUGAUCGAAGUUGAAGUCCACCAGGUCUGUCUUCCUUUCUCCAGCUUCUGCGCAGAAUGUAUCUCGCAAGAUGCGGAGCAGGCGCUUUAUCAUCGAUGUCCCGAGACAGGCAAGUCAACGAUCCGGCAGGUUUCAAGCUCUCAGCUCGCAAGAUUUCAGCUGGAAAAAUCCCAACAGCAGGCGAGGGAGGAGAAAGCAGAGGCUUCGUCACCUGCUGAUUCAGUGAUGGCUUGCCAUGCUCAGUUGUUGCCUGACCCUCAACCGCAGUUCCGCAAGAUUGUGAACAAGGACACAAGAGCUGCUCCUAAGCUAGACGUGCUUCCUUUUGCUCUUGAGAAUCACGCGACUGCGAGCCCACAGCUUGCCAUCUCCACGCCUGACAGAAAGAUCGCAGCGAGUCUCUCAGCGGCAGCCAUCGGCAUGACUCCCUUCCCGCACGCAGCUGCUAUCUCAGCUCCCAAGGCAAGCUCCGCUUCUAGUGACGGCAAGCCCUCGGUGAAGGAGGAGAAACUCGCUGAGAGCGCGACCCGGUCAGGUGCUCCUGCGCAGGACCAGGACAAGGAAGCGAGUGAGAGAGAAGAGAAAGAGGAGGAGCCGCAGGUCCUGCACAUGCCAGAGGAGCAAGAGGAUGUAGGAGAGAGCGAGACAGGAGGAGGAGGUGAGGGCAGGCAGGAGGAUGAAGAGAACGUGAGCAGCCCGACGGUGGAAGGACUCGUGGACAUGAUGGCGGAGAUUCAGGAGCUGCGAAGCUCGUCGGCCAUGUAA